UUUCCCCUCCCCUUCUUACAGAUGACAGCCAAUGCUCUGUCACGUUUAUAAUACGUUACUUAGCAUUAGGUGCAUCCGGGUAAGUACUUUGAGGUCCGCUUGGGGUUUUGCUUAGAAGCUGUUGGCUGUCAGUCUUCAGGAUGUACGGAUCAUUUCGGAUGUUGCUGCAGGCGCUGUGGGCCCAGCUGCUCUGUGGGUGGGUGCUGGGCUCGGAGCUAACUUUUGAGCUGCCGGACAACGCCAAACAGUGUUUCUACGAGGACAUCAUCAUGGGCACAAAGUGUACACUGGAGUUUCAGGUGGUGACCGGUGGCCAUUAUGAUGUGGACUGUCGUUUGGAGGACCCAGAUGGCACUACACUCUACAAGGAGAUGAAGAAACAAUAUGACAGCUUUACGUUCACAGCACCUAAGAACGGCACCUACAAGUUCUGCUUCAGUAAUGAGUUCUCUACCUUCACAGCGCUCACCCAGAUGGAAUCAGCCUGCGUGUCCAUCCAUGAGGCCCUGAAGUCGGUCAUUGAUUACCAGACCCACUUCCGCCUUCGUGAGGCUCAGGGACGCAGUCGUGCAGAGGACCUCAACACCCGUGUUGCGUUCUGGUCCAUUGGGGAAGCCAUUAUCCUUCUGGUGGUCAGCAUCAGCCAGGUGGUCCUGCUGAGAAGCUUCUUCUCUGACAAGAAGACCACUACAACACGUAUCGGAUCAUAACAGUCUCUGAGCACUGUGACUUUCUUUAUCUGUACCUGGGCUCAUGUGCUUAGAGUGGGUUAGAACAGCAGUGCUGAUCUGAAAUUGGAUCAUAUCAAACUGCCAGGUUGUACAAUCUGACAUGUCAUUAAGAUUCAGCACUGCAGUUCUUACAAACUUUAUGCAAAUGAGUGUUGAGCAAAAAGAUUUUAUGUGUUUAAGGGGUAAAAGAAACAACCUGAAGAAAUGCUGGUUGUCUUGCUUGUAAGAAUCCAUGUUAGAGGCAGUUCAAGAUGGUCAUCUAGUUAAAGCAAACCUGAAGUACUAAGUAUUUGAAAUAAUUUCUAAAUUUGUUCAUAUGUUUGUUUUCUUUUCUGCUGCUGUCAUCUCAUAGUCUCUCUGUUUGAUUUGUUCCCCCCCCUCCCCAGGCCAAAUUUGCACUGAAUAUAAGCAAGGUAGUUGAAGCUGUAAUUAAAUGUAUUCAUAACGUAGGGGUGCUUCAGGUUACUUUCUGCAGAGCAUUUUGGUCUCUUAAAACAGCAAAACUGGCAAGGCAAAGGGUGUUUCCCCACAAAUAUUGCAUUUGGAAAGAAUCGGUUACAUUUUUCUUUGUUGUUAUUAAACCUCACUAUUUUGAGUGGGAAAGACUAGA
Monopterus albus (swamp eel) is the source of this 1341-nucleotide messenger RNA. RefSeq names its product transmembrane p24 trafficking protein 7 (gene tmed7). Lineage: Eukaryota; Metazoa; Chordata; Actinopteri; Synbranchiformes; Synbranchidae. The transcript is spliced from 5 exons. Bases 141 to 710 code for a protein of 189 amino acids. The record is from RefSeq and is a predicted model, not a curated record.